This is a messenger RNA of Cotesia congregata, 1329 nucleotides long. Lineage: Eukaryota; Metazoa; Arthropoda; Insecta; Hymenoptera; Braconidae. The record is from the annotation of a GenBank genome assembly.
AUGAGUUGUUACUUAUUUUUGUGCCUAAUUUUGGCACUUGGAUUUAAAAACAUCGACGGGUAUAAUCUAACAUCAGGUAACCAUAUGGAAGUAAUUCAGCCGCAGCUUUCAGAUGCUUUAACGGGCAACAAUACCUUCUCGUUCACCGAUUUAUUCAGUAAUAUCUACAUAAGUACAAGCCAACUCAAAGGAAAUGACACUUGCUCGCUAUCAUGCGCUAAUAUAAAUACUGUCGAGAAAUUAAAUUGCUUGAAAGAGGAGAAUUCAAAAGAUACCCAAUCCUUGCAAGUACCGGAAUAUUGUCCCGCAAAACCGUGCCACGGCCGAAUUCACAAAUGCUUCAUAAAGAACUAUGAAGAAUUCUGCGAACUCCCUCCCGGAGGAGGAAGAAGAUAUCAUUGGCUGUUAAGAAAUCCUACCGAAGACAUGCGGAAGAAUUGCCCUGGGCGAUUAGUCAAUAUGAUGACCAGAAGCAUAUGCUUAGACUGUUUUUGUCAGUGUUCUGAAGAGGGUGCACAAUCUACUGCUACAAGGACGGUCAGUUUCUUACAGCAGAGUGCAGAUGUAAAGAAUAACAUGGUUAUCUCAGACGUGAAGCUUAUCAAAGAAGACAACGUUGUGCAAAUUAAAAUUGAACAGGCUAAAUUGCUACCUCAAGGAAAGCUAGAUGAGAAAACUCGAGCCUGGGUCCCUGUUGACACUCUUAUCUACCAGCAGAAUGUAUCUGAAGGUGCUUUUUGGGCCUCAAGAAACAAUUCACGAGUUCCGUUGGUCAAAGACGUGGACUACACGUUUUUGAACUAUGAAAAGAGGCGUCUGAACCUGGACGAUGUGCUCGUGGACAAGGAUUGGAUUAUCACUGGAGUAAGGUUCAGAAACUCUGAAGACGGUGGACCGACUAGUUCCAUACAGAUCGAAGUAUCUAAGACUAAGUUUGACUACCAAACAGGACUUCUGUCUUCGGUUAAAGAAGAGCAGCAUGUACCCGUCGUUGCUAAUAACAUAACUCAGUCUCAUAACAGUCACUACCAUACAAACAGGUCCGCUAAGCGAGUAGUAAAGAGAAAGGCUCCAGCAGGUGACUUUACCACUGAGGUAAUUUCUUCACCAAAUCAGUACCUGGAAUUUAGAUUGGCCAAGAUGAUGAAUUUCAAUGAAUCAGUAGCACCGUUCUUGGACGCGCGUCCAGUAGCUGAAAAAAACGUGGUUCCUUAUUCUGGAAUUGGAAUUGUUUAUCGUAGCAGCCGCACUUUAAGCGGUACUCCAGGAGUUAUCUCACUACGACUGUUUGGCAUAGAUCAUUCAAAAUUUGACAAAAAGAUUGAAUAA